This is a messenger RNA of Anopheles marshallii, 999 nucleotides long. RefSeq names its product electron transfer flavoprotein subunit alpha, mitochondrial (gene wal). NCBI's taxonomy places the organism in Eukaryota, Metazoa, Arthropoda, Insecta, Diptera, Culicidae. The transcript has 2 exons. Bases 1 to 999 code for a protein of 332 amino acids. Gene Ontology annotation, molecular function: electron transfer activity; flavin adenine dinucleotide binding. Gene Ontology annotation, cellular component: mitochondrion. The record is from RefSeq and is a predicted model, not a curated record.
AUGUUUGCCCGCUGCUCUUCAUCGCUCGCACGCCCAUCGGUUCAGGGUUUUCGGCGCUUCCAGAGCACGCUGGUCGUGGCCGAACACAACAAUGAGACGCUAAACCCAAUCACGGCCAACGCGGUGACAGCGGCGAAGAAGCUGGGCGGUGAUGUGACCGUACUGGUUGCUGGCACAAAAGUUGGUCCUGUUUCGGAGGCGGCCGCUAAGCUGGACGGCGUAAAGAAGGUGUUGGUAGCGGAAGGUGAUGCGUACAAAGGUUUGCUGGCGGAAUCACUAACACCGCUCGUGUUGGCCACGCAAGAGCAGUUCAAAUUCACACAUAUCGUAGCGGGAGCGACGGCUUUCGGUAAGGCGGUCCUUCCACGUAUCGCCGCUAAGCUGGAUGUGUCCCCGGUGUCGGAUAUUAUCGGUGUACAGUCCGCCGAUACGUUCGUGCGCACGAUCUACGCCGGCAAUGCAAUCCAGACGGUUAAAUCGAAGGAUCCAGUAAAGGUCAUUACGGUGCGCGGUACUAACUUUGAACCGACUGGAGCGGCCGGCAGUGCGGCUGCAAUCGAGAAAGCUCCAGCUGGAGACUUUGCAAGCAAAACGACCGAAUUCGUCAGCCAAGAGUUGACCAAAUCCGACCGUCCUUCGCUCACUGCGGCGAAGAUCAUCGUGUCCGGUGGACGCGGUAUGAAGUCGGGUGACAACUUCAAGAUGCUGUAUGAUCUGGCGGACAAAUGGGGCGCAGCGGUUGGUGCUUCCCGUGCUGCCGUUGAUGCUGGAUACGUGCCAAACGAUUUGCAGAUUGGACAGACGGGUAAAAUUGUGGCACCGGAGCUGUACGUUGCUAUCGGGAUUUCCGGCGCCAUCCAGCAUCUGGCUGGUAUGAAGGACUCGAAAACGAUCGUCGCCAUCAACAAGGAUCCAGAGGCACCGAUCUUCCAGGUCGCUGACUACGGGUUGGUAGCCGACCUGUUCAAGGUGGUACCGGAGAUCAACGAAAAGUGCUAA